This is a messenger RNA of Drosophila grimshawi, 1780 nucleotides long. RefSeq lists its product as uncharacterized. Gene Ontology annotation, cellular component: membrane. Gene Ontology annotation, biological process: transmembrane transport. Bases 61 to 1707 code for a protein of 548 amino acids. The record is from RefSeq and is a predicted model, not a curated record. NCBI's taxonomy places the organism in Eukaryota, Metazoa, Arthropoda, Insecta, Diptera, Drosophilidae. Gene Ontology annotation, molecular function: transmembrane transporter activity. The transcript has 3 exons.
UUUCAGUUACUAGUAGUUGACAGUUGGAGUUGGGUGAAGGAGGACAAGCCCAACUGAAAAAUGCAGAACGACAAAUAUAUGGGACCAGAGCCACCAGCAUAUGGUUUCACAUCGGCUCCACCUCAAGCAUCACAGAACUACCCACCACAAAAUAAUCCGCAGUAUGGAUACCCACCUUCACAAGGAUAUCCACAGCCCGGAUAUCCACAGCAAGGAUAUCCUCCACAAAGUUUUUCACCACCGCCACAGAGCUAUGGGCAGCCGCCUCCGCAAAACUAUGGUCCACCUCCACCACAAAACUAUGGCCCACCUCCUACCACUACCAUUAUUGUGCAACCUAAUGGUUGGUAUAGCCGCAACCAGAGGAACAAACCGCAAUCAAACGCUGCGGGUGCGGCUGCACUCAUUUUUCUCACGGGUGGCAUGAACAUUGCUUGGAGCAUGGGAUUCCGAGAUAUUUAUCUUCUGUCACUUAAUCUGCAUACGUGUGUUGCUUGGUUUAUUGGUGGUAUAAUCGGAGCAUUGUUAAGCUGCUUUCUAGCCAACAAAUUGCCAAAGAAAAUUGUUCUGUGUUUCUGUUCAUUACUGGUCAUAAUCGGUGGAAUUGUACUUUCUACCACACGUUUAAACAUCCAAGCCAUUGAGGCUAGUCUCUAUCUCAAUGGCAUUGCCAAUGGAUUGGCUUUUGCGCCUACAAUGGCACUUGUCGGGGAGGUGGCAGUGUCUUAUAUGCGCGGUCCAAUUGCCGCGUCCAUUGAGCAAUUCAGCGUCAUAACCGGUGUAUUUGUGCAAAUUAUAUAUUUGACAGCUUGGACCACAAAUGACUACUAUAAUGACUUUACUACCCAGCAAAUGCAAGGCACUCUCUCUGCCAUCUGUGGACUGAUUGCGCUGAUCAUUGCUGCCCUGCUGUGCAUUGAGUCGCCAGUGAUAAUGCUAGCCAAUGGAGAGGAGCAAAAGGCCAUCGAUGCACUGCGACGUCUACAACGCCCCGCCACGGUGACCAAUGAGACAUUUGCUCAGCUUGAUGAGCAUAAGCGUUAUCUGGCCCAGAAUAAGGAAAUGUCGACGGCCCAAAGCAUUAUCCAGGCAUUUCCUGCCUUUGUUCGGCUCUGCUACCUGCGCGCUCUCAAUGCCAUGAGCCUUUCUGCCUUGGUCUUCUACGCGAUGUUUCUGACCCUUUCAUACAGCAAUAUUUUUGGCUACACCUAUAUAUGGCAGUACAUUGUUUUUGGAAUUAGUCGCUGGCUGGGAACCGCUAUCUCUAGUUUUUGCAUGGAGUCAGCUGGACGCAAAAAAACAAUACUACUGGGCCUUGUGGUCAGCGGUGGCAUUGCCUUUGGAAUUGCCAAUUUAAUUUCGUAUUACCCCCGCAUGAGUACUGAUACUUUAUUUAGUUUGCUGUGCGUUUAUCAGCUUUUUGCAGGCAUUGCUUUCACAAGCACCUCUGCCUACAUGUCUGAGGCAUAUCCCCUAGGCGUAAAGCAACACUUUAUUGGAUCUACCUACAUUCUCGAAAUGCUGGUCUUCAUAAUUAUAGGAUGCGUGGACUAUAGUCUAGGAGGACAUAAGAUAUUCUUUUACUCUGUCGGUGGACUAUCCAUAUUUGGGUUCUUGAUGGGCAUAUUCUGCUUGCCAGAGACCCGACGAACCACUCUACGAGAAUCACAGGACAAAUUUAAGGGUUUCCUGAACAGAGGCUUUUAAUUAAGUAAAUCAGCUUCUUUGUGAAAUAUAAAUGAUCAAUGAAUUCACAAUAAAUGCCUCAUAAAAAUUCGAA